This is a messenger RNA of Corticium candelabrum, 1453 nucleotides long. RefSeq lists its product as uncharacterized. The transcript has a single exon. NCBI's taxonomy places the organism in Eukaryota, Metazoa, Porifera, Homoscleromorpha, Homosclerophorida, Plakinidae. The record is from RefSeq and is a predicted model, not a curated record. The coding region runs from base 1 to 1299 and encodes 432 amino acids.
AUGGCGACUUGUACACCACGUGCUCUAGUCGGAGCUUUUGUCUUGACGGUGUGGUUCUGGAUUCUCCGUUUCCUUAGCAGAGUAGCCGUGAUCUUCCCUGUUCGUCUAUUUGUGUUUGAUGCUGAGGCGUUCAUAUCUAACAUUGAACGGAAAUUCGGUAGAAAAUUGUCACUAGCCAAGAAUCCCAUCUGGAUUGAAGGUCUGCGUCUCGCCGCUUCCAAGACCAACACGGAAUGUCCAGAAUCAAUGCUAGUUGGACGAUGGAACCGAAAAGCGUAUGUAGAGUGGAAUAUUUUGAGGCCACUUUUGAUUGCAGAGGCAGCGCUUGCUCGACAUCCUGACAUCAGCAGCGUUCCAAUAUCUAAACCUAUAUUCAUUUCAGGUACUGGUCGGAACGGUUCUACGUUACUACAGGACAUCAUGUGUUGCUAUCCUAGUGUGCGCUACUUGACAAUACCUGACUGUAUGGACAUUGCCCCAUUAGAUGAAUCUCGAGAGUUUGAUCCUGUUUGGCGACAGGAGAGGCAGGAACUAUGGAGAGACAAUAUAGAAAUACACCAGAGGAGCAUUAUGAAUUUAGGCCAGAAUAGUCACAUGAUAUCAGACAAAUCUCCGGAGGAAUGUAUUGUGCUGUUGUCCAAGUAUCUCUUCUGGUUUCCUCUCUUGACAUUUGAUGGUAAUUGUGAUGGUGUGGAAUGGUCAUUGUCUCAGCCAGCCUUUACUCGCAAGGCAUAUGAGAUGUACAAGCAAGAACUAAAGCUCCUAUUAUAUUAUGAUCAAAAGAUUGAUGGGAUUGAUCCCAGUACUGUGCAGUUUGUCUUGAAAGCACCACUUCAUGUAGUAUAUCAUGAUGUCAUCAGAAAGGUUUUUCCAGAUGCAAUUAUUAUACGUUUGCACAGAGACCCUGUAGAGGUGACAGCCUCCUUCUGUUCAAUGUUUACUGCUAUACACAAAGCAUAUCCAACUAGACACGACCACGAUCCCACACACCUUGGCAAGAUGAAACUGAAGUGGGUAUUGCUGGCUUGCAAUCGAAUGGUGGAAGAGGGUGUUGGAGAGGGGAUGAUCGAUGUUAGAUACUUGGAUUUUAAGAAAGAUCCUGUUGGAACGUCUGCUAAAAUUGCAGCAGCAGUUGGUUUGGAGCAUAAUGAGGAUGUGGAACAAAAGAUAACAACUUAUUUAAAAGAGAGACGUAGGCAACCGCAAGGAACAAAUCCACACAACCCAGCUUUGUAUGGCCUUAAUCCAACUGCAAUUCGUCAAGAUCUUAGCAGCUACUGUGAGAUGUUUAGAGUGUAAUUAAUUUACUGUGCAUCCCUAGCCCCUGAUUUAAUUAAUGUAUCAGAUUUGGGUCAAUUAAAUGGGUAGUUUGCACUGUACUAAUCUAUUGACUGACGGUUUAUUGUUUUUUUCUCUUGAAGAAUUGCUAAGUAUUACACUCAUACUAAAAUCA